UUUCCUUUGUUGUAAAGGACAUGUGGUUUUUAUUUUAAAGCUAAGUUUGAAAAGACUUUUUGAGUAUAUCAAAAAAGGAAUUAUCAAAUGAACGAAAACUUUUGGAGUGGAAAAACUGGGUGACAAAAAUUGAAAUUUACAUUUAAUUCAAUUAAUUUUUGGGAACAGUGUGUGAUGUGUGAUUUUCUUAGAUAUUAUAGUGUGAGAUACGACUGCUAUGCCUACCUAUAACUGCUCAGAUCCAAAUAGCAUUCCAAACGGCUAUUAUGUAAUUGAUAAAACGUAUUAUCAAGAAGGCGACCAGGUGUAUUUCAUCUGUCAUUCCUCGUAUAUUUUGGAAGGAAACCCAACCUUUACUUGUGAUGGUACAACAGGAAAUUGGUCAGGAACAUAUCCAACGUGUUCUUCUAGUACGACGACUUCAACGACCACCACAACACCCGCUAAUGAAGAAUGGUUUUACGUAGGAGUAGGAGUGACGUCGUUCCUGGGACUGUUGUUAAGUCUCCUCGUCCUUUUAUUGUGCGUCAAGUUUUGUUAUCGUCUUUGCAGGAAACGUUCGAGAGUGAGCGCACUUCACGGAAUCAAUGAGGAGGUAGAAUUAGGAUGCUGCUAUGCAUGUUGUGCCAGAUGUUGUCUAAAAUGCUGCAAAUGUUGUCGAAAUGACACUGACGUCAUUCCAAGAAACACACCGAGAACGAGGCAGCCAAAGCAAAGCAUUAAACAGACCUACGAUUCAUCACCGGUUCUGACUUUUGCUUCUGAGGAGGGAUCAAUCUCGACUCAUAUGAUGCAGAAAAAGGAGAUUAAAACAGCGAAAGAGAUUAUAGCCUGGAAACCGCACUCAAAUCCACUUCGAAACAUAAACACCAGCACUAAAUAAAAGCAAGAAAAAAAAGCUGAACUGUUAGUACAUGUACAUAUAUUACCACUAUCAGUAGUUGAAAAUGGAUUUAAGUAUUUCAUUACUUUUUAUUUAUAAAAAAUGUAACUAUUCUAAUUGUCUCUAGGUAAUGUUUGCUGUACAUUUGUUGUGUUAAAAUUUUCUAGAAAGUCAUGUUUCUAACCAUCCCUAAAUGACAGCUGUCAACAGAUUCUUGGUAAAAGAGGUUUAGAUUACGUAGAUGAAUUAUUCAAUUUCAAAUCGUGUUCUUUGUCAAUAACAGAAUCUUCAGCAUUUACAUUUCAUUAUAAAUAUACAUGGACCAAACAAACUUAUCAUUAGAAUUAUGUUAUGAACACUUGCAAAGUACUUGAUGAACAAAUUGACCUCCAAUUUUUGCUUGAUUUUACACAUCUAUAAAAUGAAUUAGGAUGUAAAUAAAUUAAUAUUUACAUGGAAGUAAAACCAUUGCUAAAGGUAAUUGCCACUUUUGAACGAUUCGUGAAAUAAUGUGAUAAAAUCAAGCAUUUCUAUUUACACAGACUACAAAUAACCUCUUAUUUGUAGAAUCAAGUGCAUUAAAUCGAAUAAUGUUUAAAUAAGUUGUGUAUAUUGCAUUUAAAGUUUCCGAUAAGUGACAAGUUCGGAAACGAAUUUAUGUACAUGUUACACAUUGUCAUUUUGAUUUGUUAUAAUUCUGUAUCUUAACUGCAUGUUUAACCUAUAGAAUAAAGGAAGGGGAUCAUGCUAUAUUUUUGUAUGACAAUUUAAAAUGUACCAGUUGACGUCAUGUCCUAAUACCCAGUGUCUGAGGUGUUUUUGCAUUCUCCCGGGUGUUCCGAUAUAAAUUAUUGUUAAUCUUAUUGCAGAACGUUUCAGGUAUAUUUUAAAUACUUUUGCCUCUCCCCUUCCUCCUCACUCUCUGUCUCCGUCUCUGUCUGUCUCUGU
Saccostrea cuccullata (small rock oyster) is the source of this 1831-nucleotide messenger RNA. RefSeq lists its product as uncharacterized. NCBI's taxonomy places the organism in Eukaryota, Metazoa, Mollusca, Bivalvia, Ostreida, Ostreidae. Bases 218 to 883 code for a protein of 221 amino acids. The transcript has 3 exons. The record is from RefSeq and is a predicted model, not a curated record.